GGCACUCACGACUGGCCGGAAACACAGCCACAGGCGGACAGGCGACUUUCUCUGCAGAAGGAUUUGCAUUUCAUAAAGCAGUCACUGAAAAUAUGACACUGAAAGAAAGUAGGCCUCUCAAGGACUUGUCGGGACCUGUAGAUGGCUCCACCCGUGUGAUCACCAUUGUCUUUAUUGCACUCUUGAUAGACCUCUUGGGUUUCACGCUUAUCCUGCCACUCCUUCCUUCAAUAUUGGAUCAUUACAGCAAGAAUGAUGAUGGUUUCUACAUGACACUGCAGCAUGGAGUGGAGUGGUUCACUAAAGCAGUUGGUGUACCUGCUGAAAAGAAGUACCACAGUGUCUUAUUUGGAGGUCUGAUUGGCUCCAUAUUUUCUAUCCUUCAGUUUCUUGCUUCUCCACUUACUGGUGCUGCAUCUGAUUACUUUGGGAGAAGACCAGUUAUGCUGUUGACUGUGAUUGGUCUGAUAGCAUCAUAUUUCCUGUGGGCCAUUUCCAAGAGUUUUGAGCUGUUUCUUUUCUCUCGAGUAAUUGGUGGAAUAAGUAAAGGGAACGUCGGCCUUUCCACUGCCAUAAUUGCUGACUUACCGUGUCCAAAAGUUCGAAGCAAAGGCAUGGCAAUGAUAGGUGUGGCUUUCUCCUUGGGUUUUACUCUUGGUCCUAUGCUUGGAGCGUACCUUACCAUGGAGACAGAGAAAAGAGAAAUCUUCUAUGUUCGAUCUGCUACAUUUGCUGUCAUGUUUGCUGUUACUGACUUGGCUUUCAUCUUCAUCUUCUUACCGGAAACACUCCCAAAAGAAAAGCGGGUGUCCUCCAUGAUAUGUGGUUUUCAGUCAGCAGUUAGCCUGAUCAAUCCUUGGGUUUUAUUCCAGUUCUCUGCCAUAAGACAAGGAAUGGAAACCCCUUUGAAAAAGAAUCUCAAGAUCCUAGGCCUGGUGUAUUUCCUAUAUCUCUUCCUGUUCUCUGGUCUGGAAUACACACUGAGUUUUCUUGUUCAUCAACACUUCCAUUUCAGCAGUAUGGAGCAAGGGAAGAUGUUUUUCUUCAUUGGCAUUACAAUGGCUGCGAUCCAGGGAGGCUACACUCGCCAAAUUAAGCCAGGAAAUGAAUUAAAGGCUGUUAAAAGGGCAAUAAUGCUGUCAGCCCCUGCUUUCCUUUUAAUUGGCUGGAGUGGUAAUGUGAUCAUCCUCUGCAUAGGACUCUUGUUCUACUCUUUUGCUGCUGCUGUUGUUGUUCCCUGUUUGUCUACAGUAGUAUCUGGCUAUGGUUUAGCAAGCCAAAAAGGAACACUAAUGGGGAUCUUAAGAAGUCUGGGGGCACUUGCAAGAGCUGUUGGACCAGUCACAUCAGCAACAGUAUACUGGCUGGCAGGAGCUGAAGUUUGUUUCACCAUCUGUGCCUCUUUGUUCCUGCUCCCCUUCAUUUUGCUUCAAUACAUUCCUGAGCAAAUGAAAGAGGAAUAAGCAACUAUGAUUUUUCAAGGAACUUAGAAAUAAUGCCAAAAUGGAUGGCAAGGAAAUCUUUUUAAUGAACAAUUGCUUUGUAAAUUCAUAUUGUCCUGAUAUUAUAGAAAACUGUCUUUCAGUAUAUAGUGUCUUCAGUAUUGUCCCAAAUAGGACUGUGUACUUAUGUAUGUUUUGGGCACACAAUCAAACUGAUGGAAGAAAGAAACAUUUUUAUUCAGUGAAAACAAAUGCCAACAGCUAAGUGCUAGUUCUACUGCAGAGUGACUGUGUGUGUGUGUGUGUUUUGGGGAAGGAAGGAAGGACAGGCAGAUGUCCUAUUCUGGUGUUUCUCUGAAAGUGGGAAGGCUUCAGUCCACAUAUGUGAGGAUAGGGCCAUAUGUGCUCAUCAUUCAGCUAAAUACCUGAACAGGACUAAACAGAAAAAGCAACUGCCCAAUUAUGGACUAUUAAGUAAUUAUGACCAUAAAAUGUCAGUCUGAUUUUAAUAAUUUGCAAAGGGGGAAUAGUUUUAGCCUUAAAUCAAAGUCUAAGGUUUCAAGCCAGGUGCACAAGUAUGUUCUACAGUUAACUAUGAGGGUUGUGAAGGUCAUCUUUUCUGUCCCAUGCUUUAACGCUUACAUGGAAACACAGAUCUUAGUCUUUAAUUGCAGUAGAUCAGGAUACCCAGACCAACUUCUGAGACCUGCAUGGUAAAAAUUGAACCAUUGCAGCCUUCAUGAAUCAAAUCAAAUAGCACAGCAUUGACCAAAGGCAUGCUGUUUAGUUCAAGAAACAGACCCAGGAUUUCACAUAGCAGCAAAGUUUAAACUUCAAAUCUAGUAAGAUAGUUCAGAUCUUGGAUUAUAUGAUACAGGAUUCAAGCAGACAAGGAUCCAAGAUUAGGAAUGUGUCCAAGCAAGAAAGUCUUUUAGCUGGCUUAAGAUAAAGGCCGGGUUCAUGUGUCAUGACUCAAUCUUGCUAGGUUUCCACCUUGUGCAUUUUUUUGUGUGGAUAUGCUUGAAAAAUGAUUAGGCUCACCUUGGUAACUGUCCUCCCAGUCAUGAUUGUGAGUAGCAAUGGGUCACUCUUGCCAACUGACUCUAUGGGUCUAGCCUCAGUACCACAAUGAGUUGUGUUUUCCAGUUCAGAAGAUACAACAAGUCAUUAUGGUACAAAGAAAGCAUUGUUUCUGUUUGUGGUUUCUCAAAGCCGAAUGCACCAUGCUGAUACACCACUAAAGGAUUCAGACCACACAACAGAUCAACAGAAGUAAAACAUCCCCCCCACCCACAAGAACCAAGUAAGGGCUCCUUGGGAAUGGAAGGGUUAACUCUGGGCAGGCAGGCCAGCCCAGCCAUCUCAGCCAGGUGGUGAUUCAAGGAAAACCAGGCACCAAGGCUGUAGGAGGCUUGUUAUCAAUGGGAAUACAAAAAGUCCUAAGUUUCUUCCAAGGACAAAGCCAUUCACGCACACACACACCAAUGCCAGAAAUUGUUGGCCUGAAGGGUACGUGAUUCUCACCUGGGUGCUGUCAGGAGAUGUCAUCUCAUGAGUCAUCUGUUUGAUCUAAGCGGAUAAAAGCAAGGAGCUGAGGGAGAUUGGAGUUCCUCUUUGCAGAGAGGUUCCUUGUUGCUGCCAGAGGCUCUGUCGAGAAACACUGCUCUAUUCUACCUGAAAAAAGGCUAUGUUGAGCACUGUAUAUUGCGUUAUUGGCAGAAACAACUAGCUUUAUUAUUUUUUCUGUCCAAGGAGGCCAAUAGGCCUGGGGUUCUUGGGAGGAGCUAAUUGGUGUGAGUCCAUUAAAAUUGCUGCACUCCAAUUCCCUGUGCCCCCACUGUGUGUGUAUGUUAUAUUGUUUUAAAGACCCUCCACAGUUACAAUGU
Varanus komodoensis (Komodo dragon) is the source of this 3328-nucleotide messenger RNA. RefSeq names its product major facilitator superfamily domain containing 10 (gene SLC75A1). The record is from RefSeq and is a predicted model, not a curated record. Gene Ontology annotation, molecular function: transmembrane transporter activity. Bases 93 to 1463 code for a protein of 456 amino acids. The transcript has 13 exons. Lineage: Eukaryota; Metazoa; Chordata; Lepidosauria; Squamata; Varanidae. Gene Ontology annotation, cellular component: brush border membrane. Gene Ontology annotation, biological process: transmembrane transport.